AAUAGUUCUACUGUGUCAAAAUCUUUUGUCUACCCUUAGUCUAUUCUGAUGUUUUAGGAUAGAUAUUCCUCUAGCUUAUUGUUACUUACCCAAAGUGUCAUUUGAUCUAACUCUCACAUCUCAUUAGUUGGUGGGAGCUCUUUUGUAAUACAGUAAAAUAUUCAAGGCUGGAAUAGAAGUAUUUUUGCUGUACAUGCUAGCAAAUUGGAAAUUCACCCUUUUUUUCUUCUCUAUACGAACUGCAUUGAUGACUGUUAUGCUUCAUAUGCAUGCCUUAGCAGUAACGACUUAAGGGCGUUAGCAGUAAAGACUUGAUAAGGAGAUUCAGUAGAAACAAAGUUUGUUUUUUGAUCACUCUCUUCUUCGAUCUGUGGUACUUUUUUCUUUUGAUUGGUCCCCUAUGGAGCUUGUUUGGUGUAGAAUAGAACAAUCUUAAAGUGUCCAAAGCAUGUGUGGGUUCAUAUAGGUUGUAAUACACUUUUGAUACAAAAUCUCUGUUUUAACAGCACGCAUAGCUUAGGCAGUUGACUACAUUGAUGAAAUAAAGCUGGACUUAGAUUGAGUCAAUAUAGUUGAAACUGAUCAGCUGCAAGAUAUUUUCUUAUGACUUCUGCCUAUAAUUUGUCUCUUGAAAAAUGUGCAAACGAGUCGCAAGGAGCAAGGAGCAUCAGCAAGUGAGACAAACUACUUUGCCACUCAGGAAUGUCGACAAACAAUGACAAUUCGUUGCAUGGACCUCAAAACACUAAGGAACAAAGGCAUGCCAAUAGAAAUUUGCGACGUCGUACUAGAUAUGCACAAAUUUCACCUGAAAGAAAACAACUAGUUCUAUCGCGACGUCGUAUUAGAUAUGCACAAUCAAAAAGGCAUUCCAAUAAUGCAUUAUCUUCGUCACAAGUUGAUAGUCAAGAUGGAAACCAAAGUGUACUUCAAACUUCUGAUCCCUCGUUAGCUAGAAAUGAAGGACAUGUUUCUGCGGCUACAAAAACAACUGAUUGCACCUCUAUCUCCGAAGUAGGAUCAACAUCAAGUUGCUGUGAUGCGGCAGAAAACUUUUCAUCUCCAGUGGUUACUUCAAAUAGAGCUGGUAUUCAAGAUAGUGUGGCAUCACUACAAUCAUCAUUUCAUCAGUCCGAAGCAUCAAUUGAAGCUGAAGGAUGUCAGCAAAGUCGGUUAGGCCAAGCCAAUAGGUCACCAGAUAUGCAACCACAGUCAGGAUUAACUUCAGAAGUGAAUACGGAAACUGAAGAAAUUCCACCUCAUAGUGUUAAAGCAAAGAGUGGUGAAGGUCUUCCUUCUCAUGCUACUGACAUUCAAGGGACAAGUGAUAAUCCUUCGAUACAAGAAGAACCGUGCACAACUACUGGUGCUCGGUGUGAUCACAAAGCAAAGAAUAUUGCUGAUCUAAUUAAUCAGCCAACAUGUAUUGAUGUCAAUUUCGUUCAACAAGUAGCGGUUGCAUUUGAGGAAGUAAAAGCAAACCAAGAAGAAAGCACAAGAUUGGCGAAAGAAUCAAUUUGCAUAAACCCAAGUCUUGAACCAACCUUUCUAGCAAUUGUCAAAAAACACGGAGACAUUACAAAUGAUUGUCCGCUUGAGUCACGUUACAUGCUGACUUCUAUUCUAGAAGCUAUAUGUAAGAUUGUCCAAGAACUCCAAAAGAAACAUUUGACUGAAGUCGAUUGUAAUCUCUUGAACUCCUAUUGCUCUAUAGUUAGGGAUGCUGAGAAAAUAAAGGUGAAUGUCAACUGGUUAAGAAUUCGGCUUGAUGAGAUUAAAGAUGGGGUAAAUUCUAUUGUUGAGACAAAAAAGCUCAAUGAUAAGAAGAAUAGGCUCGCGGAACAGAUUGAAAAUGAGAAGAAGGAUCUGGAAUUGAUGAAAGCUGAAUUGGAGAAACUCAAGUCUGAAAUUGAAAGAAAGGAAAAUUUGCUCGACUCGGAUACGUUGUUGAUUGAAGAUAUAAGCAGUUUGAUUAAUGAUCAGGCACUCAGAAUUCAGCACUUCGAAAACAUGCCUUUGAUGGAGGCAUUUCAAGAGUUUUAAAUUUUCUAUCUGUCUCUAUGUCCAUGCUGGUGUUUUAGGUUGGAUCUUCUUGGAUCAGAUAUCUUACUAGAUCCAAUUUUCACACCUCAUUAGUUGGUGGGAGAUUUGUAUAGGAUAGAGUAAAAUAUUAAGAGUGGAAACAUAAAAUAUUUUGGUUCCAUAUGUUUGCAGAUAGGAAACUUAGCAAAGUUAGUAAAGACGAAGUUUCUGUUUUUGAUCACUAACUUCUAUGAUCUAUCUAUGAAACUUGUUGGGCAUAGCAAAGUUUCAGUCGUCCAAACCAUGUGUGGAUUCACAUAGGUUGUGUAAUGUACACUUUGAAACUCUCUCUUUGAAUAGCGUCUACUAAUUACGGGAGUCUUACAUAAUUAUUUAGGUGGAAUAAAAAAACUAUUAGCAUGCCAAUUUAUAAAAUUUUGCCCAUUAAAGAAUUAUGUAGUGCAAUAAAUU
Lycium barbarum (goji berry) is the source of this 2493-nucleotide messenger RNA. RefSeq lists its product as uncharacterized. The transcript has 5 exons. NCBI's taxonomy places the organism in Eukaryota, Viridiplantae, Streptophyta, Magnoliopsida, Solanales, Solanaceae. The record is from RefSeq and is a predicted model, not a curated record. The coding region runs from base 703 to 2043 and encodes 446 amino acids.